UGGAACUGCAUCUUUAUAAAAUCAACGCAAAGCUUGGAGAACGGAAAAGUUGAACCUUGGAGUGUGAUUUUGAACAGUUCAUUACGCAACUGUUCAAUCGAGGUUUUGGGACGAUCUAUCUACUGUAAUUUUGUCGGUGAGAAAAUGAAUAGUGAUAUUGUUAGUCUCUUGUGAAGAAUCAAGGAGAAAGUUGUAUUUUUUGAAAACCAUGACGAUGUAGAGGAGAGCUAAGAUAGAAGUCUUUAUUGUAACUGAAUCGGCGAGGGCAUCUCAGCCAUAGAAAAGAUGGAGACACAGCUGCACGGAGUUCAGAAAGCCAUUGAGCAAGCCUGUGGUGCAAUACAGAUGCACAUCCAUCCAGCAGAAGCAGAGGCCACCCUUUUAUCCUUUCGACGAUCUCCUCAGCCAUACCAAGCAUGCCAGUAUAUUCUUGAGCAUUCACAGAUGGCUGAUGCACGUUUCCAAGCUGCAGCAACAAUUCAAGAUGCAGCAUUAAGAGAGUGGGGAUUUCUUUCAAUGGAUGAGAAAAGUAGCUUGCGGAUGUAUUGCUUGCAUUAUAUUGUGGCACAUGCUGAUGCCUCAGAAGCCUAUGUUCAAGUAAAGAUUUCUUCUGUAGCAGCCAUAUUGAUGAAAAGGGGCUGGAUUGAAUUUGUUGAGGUGGAAAAAGAAGCAUUUUUUAAUGAGGUGAAAGUAGCUGUUCAAGGUGCUCAUGGGCUACCUGCUCAAAGUGCAGGGAUUACAUUCCUAGAGUCAUUGGUUUCUGAAUUUUCACCUUCAACAGCCAGUGCAAUGGGGCUUCCGACAGAGUUCCAUGAACAAUGUCGCACUAACUUGGAAUUAGUUUAUUUGCAGCAAUUUUAUUCUUGGACUCAAGAUGCUGCUUUCAGUGUAGCUCAAAGAGCAGCUCAAGGCAUUGUAACUGAAAUGAAGGUCUGUACUGCAGCUUUGCGCCUGAUGUCUCAAAUUUUGAACUGGGAUUUCAAAGGGAACACAAUUGGUGGGACUGGGGGUGUAUUGAUUAUUGGGAAAAACAGAACACACAUUUCCUCAUCGUUUUUAGGCUCAGAAGUUGCAGCUAAGAAGUCUACUGAACAGAAUGUUGUGCAGCCAGGACCAGGUUGGCGUGAUCUUUUACUAUUUCCUGAUCGUGUCAAGUGGCUUCUGGAAUUUUAUGCAACAUUGCAACCAAAUAACUCAAGGAAUGGGAGUGGGUUGGAAUCUCCUCUUGCCAUUUCUUGUCGGCAGCUGAUCAUACAAUUUUGUUGUUUGACUGGAAGUAUAUUUCCUUCAGGUGCUUUCGCAAGUAAAGAGGAAUACAUGAGUCUUCGUGAAAGUGCUGGGUUUGAAGUAGAUGAUUGUCCAAGAAUUGAAGACAGUGGACAGACACAAGAGCAACACUUGCAGCUAGUAGUUUCUGGAGUCAUGUCAUGGGUUAAUCCUGCACAUAUGGUGGUUGCAGCCAUUAAAUCUGGAAAAAGUGAAAGUGAGCUAAUUGAUGGCUGUCGAGCAUUGUUUUCAGUAGCAUCUUUAACAGCUCCUACACUUUUUGAUCAACUGCUCAAAGGCUAUUCAAGUAAUUUCAGUGCCCUAAUCCUCUUAUCCUCCCUCACUUGUGAAGUCAUAAAAGUCAAUAUGGACAAUCAUGAUGAGGAGGAAAUGUGGAGUCGAGAAGCUUUGAAUAUCUUAUUAGAUACUUGGACUGUUUUUCUGCAACCAGCAUAUUUAAGUCAGAGAGGUCCUCUUUCACAGUUAGAAGUUAAUUCAGUUGUUGCAGUAUUCAAAACAAUAGUAGAAACUGAAUUGAAAGCUGCUGUAAAAAUGGCUUAUGACGAAGGUGAUUCAACUGAAGAGUUACAGGCUUCUAUUGCAGCUAGAGAUGAGCGAUUAAGUUCAUAUGCUCUGAUUGCACGUUCUGUGCCUGGGGAAACCAUACCUUUGCUUGCAAAGCUAUUUUCUGAACGAUGUUCAUGGCUACAUCAGGGAAGGAGUGCAGGAACUGAUCUCACUUGUAUUAUGGAGGAGCUUCACUGGCUUUUGUUAAUAUCUGGACAUGUUCUUGCAGACUCAGAUGAGGGAGAGACACCACUGGUUCCAGAGACAAUAGAAGCUCAAUUGUCAGAUAUUGAUCCAGGAAAUCAUCCUGUUUUGAUUCUCUCUCGAUCUAUUAUUGAUCUGGCUGCACAAAGUUUGGAUUCAAAUUUUCGAGAAGAAAUUUUCAGUCCUCGGUUGAUGGAGGCAGUGGUGUGGUUUCUUGCAAGGUGGGUUGGAACAUAUUUGAUGCCACAUGAUGUUGGCAGGGGACCGACUUCUACACUUGGAGAGGAUGGUGAAAAGAAACAUAAAACAUUUCACGGAAGGAAAGCAUUUUUGAGUGUUAUAAGUGAUGAAAAUCAAGGAAAAGUUUUACUUGCAACUCUUGUUCGCAUUGCCAUCACCACCUUGACCUCAUGGCCUGGAGAGGGAAAUCUGCAGGAAAUUACAUGUUUUAAGUUACUAUGUUCCUUGGUUCGACGGCGAAAUAUAUGUGUCCACCUUGUCACACUGGACCCAUGGAAAGAAUUUGCAAAUGCCUUUGCAAAUGAAAGGACCCUUCUUUCCUUGCCAACUCGUCUUCAACGAUCACUUGCAGAGUCUCUUUGCCGUUCAGCAUCAGGCAUGAGCAACUCAGAUGAGACCAACCAGUAUGUGAGGGAUUUAUUGGGGCCAAGCACUAGAUAUUUGAUUGAUAUGUCAACAAAGAAUGAUCUAAAUGUCUUUGCUCAGAAGCCAGAUAUCAUAUUCCUGGUAACCUGCUUGCUAGAGCGUUUAAGAGGAGCAGCAAUAGCUACUGAACCCCGAAAUCAAAAAGCAAAUUUUGAGAUGGGUGUUUCAGUUAUGAAUCCUUUAUUGACUUUUCUAGAAGUUUAUAAAAACCAGUCUUUGGUUGUUUAUAAAUUGCUUAAAUUCAUGGUGGAUUGGGUUGAUGGUCAAGUUGCAUUUCUGGAAGCAAAGGAGACCACAAUUUUAUUCAACUUUUGUUUACAACUGCUUCAGAUUUACUCUGUUCAUAACAUUGGAAAGGUUUCACUGAGUGCAUCAAAAAACUUGCUGAGUGAAACAGAGGCAGAGAAGUACAAGGACUUGCGUGCCUUGCUUCAGCUACUCAGUUGUCUUUGCUCCAAAGAUUGGGUGGAUUUUUCUUCUGACUCUCUAGGUGAUUCCGGGAAUCUGGAUGUAGCUCAAGCAGUCUACUUGGGUUUGCACAUUAUUACGCCUCUGAUUUCUCUGGACCUUUUGAAAUAUCCCAAACUCUGUCAUCAGUAUUUUGCUCUCUUGGUCCAUAUGUUAGAGGUGUACCCAGAGAAAGUGGCAAAAUUAGCACCAGAUGCUUUUGCACAAAUUGUUGGAACUCUUGAUUUUGGUCUUCGUCAUCAGGACAUUGAAGUUGUGAGGAUGUCUUUAAUAGCAAUAAAUGCAAUUGCACUUUACCAGUACCAGGCAAUCUGCAAGGGUCAAGAAGGUCUGGGAAUUCAUGCUGUAAGCUCUCAGAAUUGUAAUGGAGCAAUAAAGGAAGGUGUUUUGGUACACUUUCUUCGUUAUCUAAUGCAAUUCCUCCUCUUUGAAGAUUACAGCACUGAACUGGUGGAGCCUUCAGCAGAUGCUCUUUUACCUUUGAUCAUGUGUGACAUGACUUUUUACCAGAGCAUGGCUCAAGAGGUAAUGAUGGGUCAGAAAAUUGCGGUAUACCAGUCUCGCCUGCGCACAGCAUUCCAUCAGCUCGUCCAUGGCAACAAUCUAACAUCUUCUCUUGACCGAGCAAACCGCCAAAAGUUCAGGAACAACCUCCAUCACUUUUUACUCGAUGUCCGUGGCUUUUUACAAACUAUCUAAAUGUAAAUGUAAAUGUAAUUUUAAAUGGAGAAUAGUUAACCUUAUGUAAUGGAAACCCUUCUCUCAAAUUUCACAUUUGUAAAUUCUUGUAUUGUGUUAUGUCGAAGCUAUGUCAAGCAUGCAUGCCCUUUAUGCUUUGCUCCAUCAUUUGCUUUUUUCAUAAUCAAGUACAACUAAGGCACUCUUUUAUUCAAAUGAACUAAUUUAUCGGAGCCAGUGAAAUACAUCACUAAAGGAAAAAUAAAUUACAUAGUUUAAGAUCUAUUUGUGUGUAUCCCUGCAUAAACUAGUAGGCAAGUGAUUCCAGUUUGAAGAAAGUUUUGUUUUGUUUUAUUUUGGAAUACAUUUUUAUCUAUAUAUAUAUUUUUUUAUAAGA
Cryptomeria japonica (Japanese cedar) is the source of this 4246-nucleotide messenger RNA. RefSeq lists its product as uncharacterized. The transcript is spliced from 33 exons. Gene Ontology annotation, molecular function: small GTPase binding; nuclear export signal receptor activity. Gene Ontology annotation, cellular component: nuclear pore; cytoplasm. Gene Ontology annotation, biological process: protein export from nucleus. The record is from RefSeq and is a predicted model, not a curated record. Lineage: Eukaryota; Viridiplantae; Streptophyta; Pinopsida; Cupressales; Cupressaceae. The coding region runs from base 286 to 3870 and encodes 1194 amino acids.